Messenger RNA from Nymphalis io (European peacock), 2813 nucleotides. RefSeq names its product golgin subfamily A member 5-like (gene Golgin84). Gene Ontology annotation, cellular component: Golgi membrane; Golgi cisterna. The transcript has 9 exons. Gene Ontology annotation, biological process: retrograde transport, vesicle recycling within Golgi; Golgi organization. Bases 124 to 1899 code for a protein of 591 amino acids. The record is from RefSeq and is a predicted model, not a curated record. NCBI's taxonomy places the organism in Eukaryota, Metazoa, Arthropoda, Insecta, Lepidoptera, Nymphalidae.
AUUGUCACUUGUCAGUGUCAAUAUAAUGAAAUUGUUUUUGUGUCAUUUUCAUUUAUAAUUCAGGAAAAUUUUUGGCGUAAAUUACUCAUGAUCGGUGAAACAGCGUAAACAGUAGUACUUUAAAUGUCAUGGUUCUCGGACCUCGCUGGCAAGGCAGAAAGCCUGCUCAACAAUCUCGACGAACAGACAGGUGCAGUUCUGCGGAAUAAUAAUGGCGUAAAAGAAACGUGGGGUCCAAAGAAGAAAACGAUUUCUAGGAAUACGAAAAGAAAUUCAAAUGUACCUGAAACAAGAUCUAGUUAUGGACCUUCAGGUUCACCAACAAAAUUUCACCAGCCACGGACUGCAAUUAAACAAAGCCAGGACAAUGUUAAAACAGCCCAAGAAAAUAACAGAAGAAAGUCACCUGGAAGAAAACCUACUCAAUAUCUUAAUAACAGUCCAAAGACAGUAGUUGGUGAUUUCAAUGACAAUAAAGCAAUGCAUCAAUAUGGACUCAGACAUAGAAGAUACAGUUUGCCUUCAGAUUUAGAAAUAUUAGAUAAUGAUAACAUAGCAUAUAAUAUGCAAAACUGUGAAAUUGAAAAUGCAAUGUUGAAAAAUGAACUUAAUGUUAUGAAUAGAGAGGUUUCAGAAUUGCUUGACAGAUUAAGCAAAACAGAAGAUGAACUCAAAAUCGUACAGACUAAAUUUGAAAAUAGUGAAAAACUAAACCACAUGUUAAAAGAAGAAAAAGAAACAUUGGUCGCUCAAGGUGAUAAAACAAAGCAACAAGAAAAUGAAGUGAACAAUUUACAGAGCAAAUACAUAGAACAGAAUCAAAAACUGGAAUCGAGUGUUCAUGCAUUGGAAUAUAAAAAUGUUGAGUUAGAAGAAAAAGUUAAAAAACUCACAGGGGAAUUAAGCAAUAAAGAGGUAGCACAAAAUAAAUUAGAAAAUGAGUUGCGACAUGCACAAACAAUGAUAAGUGAAAAACAAAAUGAAAUUGAAAAGUCGCAGGCAGAGUGUCAUCGCUUAGAGAAAGAUUGGGAAGCAUACAAAUUGAGAGUUAAGAAUAUGCUUUUUGCCAAAGAUGAUGAAAUUAAGUCAUUACGUGAAGGAGGCAACUCUACAGAAGAUACAAAGAUGUUAGUGGAGCAGAUAGAGUCGCUAAAAGAAGAAAGGGAAGAUUUAUCACAAUCGAUAUCUCGUGUGCGUCAGGAAUGCGAUGAUAUGAAACACAGCAUGUCCCAGCUGGAACAACGGUACAGCGCAGCCGAGCGUGUCGUCUCAGCACUACGAGAGACACUGAAGGAAGAACGUAGUUCUAGAAACAGGGCGGAAAUGCAAUGUCUUACUUUGGGAAAGGAAUUACAAUCUUUACAAAUCGAGUCUGCAGAGACUAUAGCAAAUUUGCGAGGUGCUUUAGAAAACAAAGAAGAAGAAUUAAACAAUCUAAGGGAGACAGCGUCCGCUGUUCCCAUAAGUGACGCCAGUGCUUUGAAUGUGGCCGAUUAUGACGUCAUCAAGGAUAUCGAUAACGAAAAGAUUCAUUAUUUAACGCAAAUGCUGAUACAGAAACAAGGCAAGAUAGAUACACUGUUGGCUGAUAAUAAUAUAUUGAAAAUACAAUUGGAUAAAUUACAGUCGAAACACCGAUCAGAUUUGGCGUCACUCCGUUCGAAGUAUUCACACAGCGUUGUUCAUUUACAAGAUGGCGACACUCGUAUCCGCUCCAGGCUGAAUUAUUCCGAAUCACCUCUAUCUGCACUAUCAUUACGUAUUGGCGUUAUGAUGAAGAGAUUUCCAAUAGUUAGACUGUUUAUUUUGAUUUAUAUGAUCGGCCUACAUUUAUGGGUGCUGACAGUGCUCUUCACGAAUACGCCAGAGGACUACGUGCCGCGACCGACAAAAUUAUGAAUGUAUUAUAAUUAAUAACACAUUGUAUGUUUAAACGAAUAUCACACAGUACCUUGUGUAAAUAUAGCAAUAAUAUAAUUUGCCACGCAAUUGUGUGCCUUCCCCCUCACCGAUAAGAAGCAAAUAUACCUACUAAUGUCUUGAAGCUAAUUUAUAUAAAUUAAAAUGAAUUUAAAUACAAAAUAAUUAAACAUAUGUGUAACUAUUUUCCCAUUAAAAAAGGAAGUAAUAAUUUGUUAUGAGAUUAUCUGUCGCGAAUCUCUAAAAAAAAACAUUAGUUCUUCAUGCCAUAGAAUAACUUGCCAGUAUCUAUUUUUAUUAAUUUACAACUAAUUUUAACGUUCUUUUAAAAAAUAAAAUUAUAUUUAUUUUAUUUUAUUAGGUUACAAAUGUAUAAUCAAUAAAUUGUUAUACAUGAUUUCUUCUUUUUGUACUCAAAGAAAGUGACAAUCCGAGAGUAGACAAUACAUGCGAAUAGAAUCCAUUAAAUAGACGGGCCGGUUGGCGUGGUUGGUAGAUACUUUUUCACGCCGAAGGAUGUGGGUUCGAUUCCCACCCAGGACAGACAUUUGUGUGCAUGAACAUGUCUGUUUGUCCUGAGUCUGGGUGUUAUUAUCUUUAUAAUUAUGUAUUGAUAAAAGAAAAGUAGUAUAUCAGUUGUCUGGUUUAUAGCGUACAAGCUCUGCUUAGUUUGUGAUUAGAUGGCGUGUGUAUUCACACACGGCAUUCUUCACGGCUGGGACAUUCGUCCCAGGACAUUAUUAUUAUCAGUAUUUUAUAAACAAAUUGGCCGUGGGAUCUGGCGUAUGUAGAAAACCGAGUUUUUUAGGUACUGAAUGAAUUUAUAGUUAAGGAAACCAAUAAAUAAAUAUGGUGUCAAAUAAAUAAAAACGUAGUUUCGUUACUACAAUAAA